Molecule: messenger RNA, 1785 nt
Organism: Castor canadensis (American beaver)
Lineage: Eukaryota; Metazoa; Chordata; Mammalia; Rodentia; Castoridae
Source: RefSeq, a predicted model, not a curated record
AUGACGAGCAAUGAGGGAAAGGAGCUGGAUGUCCUGCUUGGCUACUUUCUGGAACAUUCCUACUCUUCUGUGGACAAGGAGGCCAGGAUGUCAGUUCUCCAGGGAGAGCUGGAACCUUCCAUGGAAGGAGGCUUCCUGCAGAGCUUCCGGGGUCCCGCCCCACGUUUUGGCCCCCAGUCCUUGCCUCUCUGCCGCCUCAGUAUCAGGGGUCAGACAGGAAAGCCCCCCGGGAAUCCCCGGGAGUCAAAGGAGGAGGGGCGGAGAAACAGGGUCGUGGCGGCGGGAAGUUGCCAGGGACACUAUUAUAACUGCUUCCCACCCCAGCAGCAGCACAGAGAGAACAAGCAUGGGGCAGGGUCUGGCCCUCUGCUGGUGCUGGCCUGGGGCUCCUCCCGCCAGGUCGCGGUCCCCCUUGUGGAGCCCACCAAGCCUGUGGUGGUUGUGGCCAUGGGUGGAUCGUGCCAGCUCACCUGCAGCCUGUCUUGCAAGGAUGGUGAGGUGGCUACAGUACAGUGGCGAGGACUGGACACCAGACUGGGUGCUGUGCAGUCCAGCGCGGGCAACAGCGUACUCUCCAUACACCAAGCUGCACUGUCAGACACAGGCACGAGAGUGUGUGUGGGCUCCUGUGGGGGCCGCCACAACUUCCAGCACUCUGUGCAGAUCCUCGUGUAUGCCUUCCCGGACCAGCUGGUUGUGUCCCCAACGGCCCUGGUGCUUGGACAGGACCAAGAAGUGUCUUGCACAGCCCAUAAUGUCACACCUGCAGGCCAGGACACCCUGUCCUUCACCCUGCUCCUAGGGGACCAGGAACUGGAGGGUGUCCAGGUUCUGGGCCGGAAGGAGGAGGAGGAGCCCCAGGAGGUGGAGGACCCACUGUUCCAAGUAACAAAGCGCUGGCUGCUACCGGCCCUGGGGUCCCCUGCUCCCCCUGUCCUCUUCUGCCAGGCCACCAUGAGGCUGCCCGGCCUGGAGAUGAGCCACUACCGGGCCCUUCCAGUCCUGCACAGCCAGACAUCACCAAAGCCUCCCAACGUGACUUCACCAGACACCCCAAAUGCCAUCUCCAUGGAGUCACCUGAUGCUGUCUCCAUGGAGCCUCCCAACAUGACUUCACCAGACACCCUGAAUGCCAUCUCCACAGAGCCUCCCAACACCACCUCCCUACUGGCCACCAUGCAGCAGAGCUCCACACACAACCCCAGAAUUCUCAGCACCUCUGGGACUUGCCACCCUGAGAUACACCAGGCACCGGGGCCAGCAGAGAAAGAAACUGGCUGGGAGCUACUGUGUGAGGCGCCCUGUGGCCCUGGCAUGGCUGUGCGCUGGACCCUGGCUCCUGGGGGCCUGGAAGCCUAUGAAAGGAGGGAGGCUGGGGCCCAGGCAUGGCUCAGUGUGCCACCAGAUGGUUUAAUCCCUGAGGGCUGGUUCCAGUGUCGCCUGGACCCGGGCGGCCAGGUAGCCAGCCUGUAUGUGCCUGGCCAGGUCCCUGAGGUUGUCCAGCCAACCGCUGCCCUAUGGAUGGGCAGCUUGGUGCUGGGGCUGCUCCUGCUGGCACUCCUCACCUAUUCCCUGUGGAAACGCUGGAGGCCAUCAGCCGAGGACCAUACUCACCUGCCUACUCCUCUGCGGCUGCUGCCUUUGACGGACUAAAGGGAACAAGCAGGCCACCUCUCCCUGCACCCAGCUGCAGGGCUCUAGACAGCGAGAAGACUGAUCAUGGGCCCCUUCCCUGGUGAUCAACAUGUCUGCAAGACGGCUGGGCCAGUCUUGCAAGCAUAUCCA